Coprinopsis cinerea okayama7#130 is the source of this 6471-nucleotide messenger RNA. RefSeq lists its product as hypothetical. Lineage: Eukaryota; Fungi; Basidiomycota; Agaricomycetes; Agaricales; Psathyrellaceae. Gene Ontology annotation, cellular component: nuclear envelope; meiotic nuclear membrane microtubule tethering complex. Gene Ontology annotation, biological process: nuclear envelope organization. The coding region runs from base 1 to 6471 and encodes 2156 amino acids. The record is from RefSeq and is a predicted model, not a curated record. The transcript has 12 exons. Gene Ontology annotation, molecular function: protein-membrane adaptor activity.
AUGGCCCCGAGCUUACAUUUCGAAUCCAUGCCCCAAGGCCAUCCCGAAAGUAGUGGACAGCACAGCUCGGAUCCAGGACUGCCCAAGCCUUUCAAAACCACCACUUCGAGCUACCCAGCCCUAAAUAGAAAGAGGUCUUUCAAUGAUGAGAACGAGGCCGAAAGUUCAUCUGCAGAGGAAUCAUCGGAUGCGGAUAUCGAGGGCGGCCGAAUCUUCAAAGACCAUGUUAUAGAUGGACUCAAGCGCCGCAAAAUUGGACAUUGGCCGGGGGUUCAACAAGAAAGAAGGGAACAGAAAGUGGAUUCCCCCGGUUCCGUACCCAACGUUGCUAGUGAGAACACUUCACGUUCAUCGGGAAUUUGCUCUAGGUUUCUGAUUGUUCGAACAACAGAUGGAGAAGGCGGCGAGGAUAUCACUAUUGACAUGACCAUUGAGGACGAGGAAGUCUUCAUUGCCGAGAAAGAUACACCCAUCCAAGAGGGACAGGCGCCCAAUCUUUCUCAAAGCACCUCGGAUGCCGUACAGCCAAAACGUGCUGCUUCUGUCGCUCAUUCCCCUCCUUCGGUAUCCCCUUCCCAUGAACCCUGUUCAGCAGACGGCGGCUCGAUGAUGGUGGUCAAUGAGCAUAACACUGAUUCCAAGUUAGACGAUGACGAAUCUCCUGGCUCUCACCCAGGUUUUCAAACGGUCAAGAGUGCUUCAGACGGCUCAACUUCUCAAGCAGGUGCUGCGAUCACACCCUCCGCACUAUCAACGUCCCUCGCGAGCCAUCCAGGUUCUCAGCCAUCCGACGGCUAUCAGGAUCGUUCUCCUGCCCCAUCACGGUAUUCGAAUGACGCCAUCAUUCGAGGAUUCCAACAGACAAUAGAAAGGAUGCCCACGUCAUUCCCGGAGCUCGACUCUGACACCUCCAUCCUACCCGAUGUGGGUAACAAUGCUAUCUCAAGCACUACCCACGAUCAUGCACAGCCUUCCGCCCACGCAUGCAGAAUCAGGUCUUCUCUUCACAGUGCUAUCCCACCAGUUUCACCUUCGAUCAUUGACGUUGAUCCAAGCACAGCGCCUCCUGCUUUCACGCCGUCCUCUGGAAGGCUGGACGCUGGCAAUAACAACGUUUCGGUGGAUGCUAGGCAGAGCAUCGCACGUCUUACAGAUUAUGACGCGCCCAAUCCUCUCCAGACAGUCGGAUCUUCCAGAGUCAACGAAGCUGAGGAUGAUACCAUGUCCGUCGGGUCUAGGAGAAGCAUGGCCAGUAUUUCUGACCCUGUAGACUCGGAAACCGGUCCCUUUGAUGAAGUUCGCGCCUCGGCGUCCCCUCCGGUUGCCGAAGCGACCCAGGCGCCAACCCCAGAGUACAGCCCGUUCGAAGGAAACGAGCCUACGAUAUCCUUUUUGGCAGCUGAGCCAGACGGAAUUGAGGAGGAAACCAUGUCGAUUGCUUCGAGGAGAAGCAUGGCGAGUAUCUCCCACCGUGAGGAGAGUCCCAAACCGUUCGAUGGGGUUCGCACUUCCACGUCUCCUCAGGCAGCUCCGCUCGAGACCCACACACCCACCUCAGAAGACGGCCCUUUCGUAGAAACCGAGCUCCCGAUAUCGACUUCUUCGGCAGCCAGACCAGACGUGGCUGAAGAGGGCACCAUGGAGGAGGACACCAUGUCGAUUGCUUCGAGGAGAAGCAUGGCGAGUAUCUCCCACCGUGAGGAGAGUCCCAAACCGUUCGAUGGGGUUCGCACCUCCACGUCUCCUCAGGCGGCUCCGCUCGAGACCCACACCCCCACCUCAGAAGACGGCCCUUUCGUAGAAACCGAGCUCCUGAUAUCGACUUCUUCGGCAGCCAGACCAGACGUGGCUGAGGAGGACACCAUGUCGAUUGCUUCGAGGAGAAGCAUGGCGAGUAUCUCCCACCGUGAGGAGAGUCCCAAACCGUUCGAUGGGGUUCGCACCUCCACGUCUCCUCAGGCAACUCCGCUCGAGACCCACACACCCACCUCAGAAGACGGCCCUUUCGUAGAAACCGAGCUCCCGAUAUCGACUUCUUCGGCAGCCAGACCAGACGUGGCUGAGGAGGGCACCAUGGUGGAGGACACCAUGUCGAUUGCUUCGAGGAGAAGCAUGGCGAGUAUCUCCGACCGUGAGGAGAGUCCCAAACCAUUCGAUGGGGUUCGCACCUCCACGUCUCCUCAGGCAGCUCCGCUCGAGACCCACACACCCACCUCAGAAGACGGCCCUUUCGUAGAAACCGAGCUCCCGAUAUCGACUUCUUCGGCAGCCAGACCAGACGUGGCUGAGGAGGGCACCAUGGUGGAGGACACCAUGUCGAUUGCUUCGAGGAGAAGCAUGGCGAGUAUCUCCGACCGUGAGGAGAGUCCCAAACCAUUCGAUGGGGUUCGCACCUCCACGUCUCCUCAGGCAACUCCGCUCGAGACCCACACACCCACCUCAGAAGACGGCCCUUUCGUAGAAACCGAGCUCCCGAUAUCGACUUCUUCGGCAGCCAGACCAGACGUGGCUGAGGAGGACACCAUGGAGGAGGACACCAUGUCGAUUGCUUCGAGGAGAAGCAUGGCAAGUAUCUCCCACCGUGAGGAGAGUCCCAAACCGUUCGAUGGGGUUCACACCUCCACGUCUCCUCAGGCAGCUCCGCUCGAGACCCACACCCCCACCUCAGAGGACACCAUGUCGAUUGCUUCGAGGAGAAGCAUGGCGAGUAUUUCCGACCGUGAGGAGAGUUCAAAAGCCUUCGAUGGGACCCGUGGCUCGAUGUUUCCUCCUCCAGUCACCAAUCAGUCAGAAAAAGAGCUUAUGUCUGUAGGUUCUAUCAGGAGCAUUGCCAGUGUUCCUGACUACGGGGAGGACCCGAAGCCUCAAGAGAACGUCAAACCGUCGGUCUUUUCUUUGUUGGUCAAGCCCCACGAAAGCUACCCCACCACGAUAUCCUCAGGAACCAGGAGAAGUAUGGCCAAUAGUCGAGGCCAAAACGAAGUUCCCGGUCCGCUUGAAGGUGUCAGCACGUUGAGCUCAUCUGGCGGUCCCGAGGUUACCGAAGCUGGCGACGACGCGAUGUCUGUAAGUCGUGCGGGAAGCAUUGCUAGUAUCCUGGACCACGACGAGGACCCCAAACCUUUCGAGGGCGUCACCGCCCUACUUCCAUCUUCCUGCCCAAACGUCACCGAAAGCGACACGGAAGCGAUGCCCAGAGGUGCUAGGAGAAACAAUGUCACUGAUCCUGAGCAGCUCGAUGGUCCCAAACAUUUCCCUGAUGUCAGCAUUUCCAACCCGCCUUCUGGUCCCAAGCUCCUGGAAAGCGAAGAGGAACGGAUGUCUGUGGAUGAUACGCGAAGUGUUGCCAGCGUUUCCGACCAUGGCAACGAUCCCCACCCGUUCGAAGGGAUUGAGGCAGUCUCUGUAUCCCACUCCCCAGUAAAUGUCAACCCCUCUCGUGGUCUUGAGGUACACGCUAGCUCUCAACACCCAGGUCGGGGACGAAGUCGGGGACUGACCUCCCAAAUGGCUCUCAAGACAUCUUCCGCUCCAGGCCUAGACGAGAACAAUCCCAGAAGCCAGGGUCACGAGUGUGGGAUGACCUGCGGCAGCGAUAACGAGGCAGAUGACGAAGACUCCGAUAGCGAAGGUUCGAUAGCUAUCUCACUGUUCGCUGACGAAGUGUGCUUGCCGGAUCAAUUGGACGUGGAUGUGGGCCCAUUCCUCCUCAUCGAAGAAGAUUUCUUACCAAACAACCGUGGUCGUGAAUACUCUGUCUCACCGGAUCCAUUCGACGAAGAUGAGGAUGGAGAUGAAGAAGAGUACUAUGAAGGUGACAUUGCAAGCCAGAAGCCAUUUGCCAAAGCUGCUCGAUUUGGUUCUCAAACUGACUUCGAGGAGACCCCACCGAAUCGGAGAGUCGCAUCCAUGAUUGAAACCCGCAUCAAGGCCGCCCCAAUCUGUUUCGCCCAGGCUAAGCCAAGGCGUAGCCAGUCAAGUCCGCCGCAGAAGGCAGAUAUACGGAAACAUUGCCUCGAAUUGAUGAGGAGACCCACUCCCAGAGCGAAAGUUGAAUCCGUGCCUUUCGAAUCUGUGCUGGCGUUCGGAGAAUCAGAAGACAAGGAUGAUGGCCCCUCUGUUCGCAAUUUCGGCGUAUUCCUUGACUUCAAAAGCCUCACCACCGUUAUGCACCGGAUUUACGCCAACAGUUGGAACCGCAGAGCAGCUGUAGUGUUUGCGCAAAGUUUCGUUAGCUCUGGUCUUUACGAUUGCGACGACAAAGAUGCAGUCGAGAGCCAAUUCUUGGUUCACUUGAUUCAUCUAGGGAAACUCUUUGCGCGCCAGGGAAAAAAGAACUCUGCUGCAGCUAUCAAGGCCAGUGCUGACGCGCGUCGUAAAUCAAGACGUGAUCGGUUCGAAGAGACUGCGGACUUCUACUCAAAUAUCCGUGGCAUGGAGCAUUACCCUGAACUCUGGGCCAAGAUUCACUGGAGAGUGCUCAGCGGCGACGAGACGGACCCGGCGGAUCCUGAUGGGCCUCGCGUAAUUACUCACCUCAAAUGGAGGCAUCGGAGAAUCAGGCGCUGGAUGCAAAACUGGGCCUAUCUGGAAGACCAUCGGCGGCACCCUGAUAAUGAAAACGACCAAGGCAAAGACCCUGACCCUCGCAGGGAUCCUUCGCAGGAGGACCCGCCUCGCAAGGUGCGCGAACGCGAUGGACAUCCUCAGAAGUGCCUUCCCAGGAACUUCUACACCAAGUCCUUCCUCAAAAAGGUGGAAGGUGGUGAGUAUUUGGAGGAUUAUAAGAUUCAGGAGAAGGAAAACUUAUCCUUUCCUCCAAGUAUCAUGGGAAUCAUCAAGAAACAGGCCGUUAAACGCAUGAAGAGGAAUACGCACAGGGGCUCGAGAGCUCGUAAAGAGGCAGACGAGUCUCAAGGACAGCAACAAGUCGCCACUCCGCAGCCAAAGGUUCCCAGCAAUAAGGGUGCUCCUCCCCCGCUUCGAGAGCGAGGAAAGGCAGGCCCCCGAAAAUCACAAUCCAGCUCCGGGAAAGGCAAAUCGACGCGAGGUCCAGCUUCUAGUACGACGAAUCUGUUUGCAAAGGCCGAUCCAACGUAUGGUCACCCCGGGCAAUGGUUCGUAGCUCGUCAUGAAUGGCCUUGUUGGAAGCAAAGUCAUGCGUGUAAUUCAGAGGUCGGACCACUUCCCGAGUAUCCAACUGUACUAGUAUCCAACCCCCAGGCUGACCAAAGGUCUAGAGAAACCCCUGAGAAAGCUCCCAUCAGCCUAGUAACGUUCUGGGACAUCUUCGAGCUGUUACGGCUGUUUGGGUCCUUCAAAAUACAUAGGUCAAUCCCGGCCGUGAUAGGCCACAGCAGGGACAAUCCUGGACAAUCACACGCACAGGUUGCUUUCUCCGCCGGCUGCCACGGUGCCGCUGCUGGCUCCAGGCAUCUCCGCGCCCUGCGCGUCUGCGGCGUCAAUAGCGUGACACAAUUCCUUUUCACGAGCCACAGCGAGCCACUAGCUUUAUCCACCACCUCCCGUGCCGCUGUCACCACCGAACGUAUAUGCUGCGCAAACGACGGUACAACGGUCGAAGAGGACUACCCUCUCAGGGAUACCCGAGUUACCAUCCUCUGUCCUCACUCCUGUAUAACGAUGCAGAUGUUUUUCUCUUGGAUCCCCACCUGGGUCACCAAAUGCGAGAAGCUCGGAGACAGCCUCGGCGGAGCCGGCUGCUCUGACGACGGGUUGCACACCGAUCCUCUCCCAGCCCAGACCUUCAAUCGCUAUCAAGAAUCUCCUACCUGCGCAAUGCUGACCAGUAUCCCCAUCGUUGGAGACCUCUUCCACUUGCAGCGUCGCCUGAAGAAGGUAGUGACGCGACUGGACGAUAUCGACACCAGGUUGGACGACCACUUGCCACUCGAGUAUCCCAGUAGAGACUUGGCUCUCCUCGGCCUUGGGGCUUCUAUCAUUCCAGCGCUCACGUCAGAGACAGACUCAUCGCUCUCUUCCCACCCUGGGGUUGUCCUUCCUGCAGCCAUCCUCGAAGAAUCGCCAUCCAUUGGGGAGUGCUGGGAGUUUCGAGGUUCCAGCGGGCAGGUCGGGAUACGCUUGCCAGAGAAAGCCAAUAUUACAGCCCUAUCCGUCAGUUAUGUCCGACCUAGCCGCCUUACAAAACCUCUACGAGAGAAAAUACCCAAGUCUUUCAAGUUGUGGGGGCUUGUCUCGAAGGAAGACUUCGACAAUCUCGCGCCGGGUGCUCCUUCUCGGCCUCUCCAGCAGGCUCUUCGCCGUGACCGACGACCGAAGCGCAAUGCGGCGCCUGAUAAAGCCUCAGGACUUGCAUCGGUUGACUCUACCUUCAUUCACUUGGUUUCGGGGCACUACGACCCACUCUCAAAGCGGUCCCGCCAGGUCUUUCCUGCAGAGCAUAGGCAGAAUCCUACGGGUGUUCGUGGAAUGACGAAGGUCCACUGGUAG